CCACUUUUCUGUCCUUUCCCUCGAGGUGUCCAAAUGCUCCGAAGAGAUCAAGAACUACAUCGAGGAGCGGUCGGGAGAGGACCCGCUGGUGAAGGGGGUUCCCGAGGACAAGAACCCCUUCAAGGAGAAGGGAGGCUGUGUCAUCGCUUAGGAGAAGGGACCCCGCGCCUGCCCCUGGAGCAGACAUUCCUCCCGUAGCCCUAGGGAGUCACUAGCGUAUUCCCACCGCCGCCGGCCCGUGUCGAACGAGCGCAGGAGCGGAUUUCUUUUUAUUUUCUAUUUCUCCUUACAAAAAUACAGAACCCCGCGCGAAAGCUGCCGAGCCCCGCGCCGGCCGCUGGGCAGGGCCGGCUGUACCCCC
Cyanistes caeruleus (blue tit) is the source of this 361-nucleotide messenger RNA. The record is from RefSeq and is a predicted model, not a curated record. Lineage: Eukaryota; Metazoa; Chordata; Aves; Passeriformes; Paridae.